This is a messenger RNA of Miscanthus lutarioriparius, 756 nucleotides long. The record is from the annotation of a GenBank genome assembly. Lineage: Eukaryota; Viridiplantae; Streptophyta; Magnoliopsida; Poales; Poaceae.
AUGACGAGCCCCAUGCACGCGCGGAAGGCCAAGCUCAAGACCCACCUCAUCUCCGCCAAGGUGAAGCUCAAGCACACCGUCACCCCGCGCCGCGUCGUCCUGCUCGCUGCCGCCGCCACCUCCGCUUUCCUCCUCCUCUUCACCCUCCGCACCCUCCACUCCGCCGCGUCGCGCGGCGCCAGAUCAAGCGCCGGCGCCGGCGCCGCCACCACCACCGCUGCCCCCACCGCUGCCUCCACGCCGCCCGCGGCCGUCGUCGCCCACCACGCUGAUGACCAGCAGGAGCAGCACCACCAAGAGUGCGCCAAGGUGCCGGCAUCCGUCGCGGAGGCGCUGGUCCAGUACGCGACGUCGAACGAGACGCCGCGCCAGACGGAGGCCGAGGCCCGCGCGGCCGCGCGCGUGCUUGCGCGGCGCGCGCCGUGCGGCCUCCUGGUGUUCGGGCUGGGACCCGACAGCGCGCUCUGGGCGGCGCUCAACCACGGCGGCCGCACGCUCUUCCUCGAGGCGGACGCCGACCGGAUCGCCUCCGCCCGCGCCGCGCACCCGGCCGGCAUCGACCUCCAGGCCCACCCCGUCGCCUUCCAACAAGAAGCCACCAUGACGACGCUGUCCGACGAAGACCUCCUGGCCCUCCGCAACUCCUCCGACUGCGCCGUUGCCUCCCCGACGAAACCUCUCGACCCGGACCACCUGACCUGGAGCAGUCGCCGCGCGGGCUGCCGGCAGCGUUCUACGAGGCGGAGUGGGACGUGA